This is a messenger RNA of Neohortaea acidophila, 2794 nucleotides long. RefSeq names its product VTC domain-containing protein. NCBI's taxonomy places the organism in Eukaryota, Fungi, Ascomycota, Dothideomycetes, Mycosphaerellales, Teratosphaeriaceae. Gene Ontology annotation, biological process: microautophagy; polyphosphate metabolic process; vacuole fusion, non-autophagic. The transcript has 3 exons. The record is from RefSeq and is a predicted model, not a curated record. Bases 195 to 2615 code for a protein of 806 amino acids. Gene Ontology annotation, cellular component: fungal-type vacuole membrane; vacuolar transporter chaperone complex.
GCUCGUCUCACUGACGAGGUGGGUGUGGAAAAUCGCGGCAGGCUUUCGUUCUUUCCUUCUCUUCGUCCAUACUAUUCGUGUCAAAGGUAGGUGCGACUGGCGCACCUUCCUUCCUUCUUUUGCAUUCGAGUGUCUUGGGUGCAUACCUUACCCUCACUCCUCUUCUCUGCUGAUCCCCCACGCCACAUGUGACAAUGAGGUUCGGGCAGCAAUUGCGAAGCUCGCUGAUCAAGGAUUGGUAUUACUACUACAUCUCAUAUGACGAGCUGAAGAAGCGGCUGCGAACCGACUUCGAGCACACCCCCGCCAUCCACGCCGGGAAGUCGAAGAAGAAGGGCUGGUCGGAGGAGGAUGAGCAGAGCUUCGUCAACCGGCUCGAGGAGGAGCUGGACAAGGUCUUCACCUUCCAAAAGGUGAAGAGCCAGGAGAUUGUGCGCCGCAUCAAGUCUAGCGAGAAGGAGGUCAACGAUGUCAUCUCGCGCACCGCGUCGGCCCAGAGCGAUGAUCGCCUGCGGAGCAACCAGCCUACGGAGGAAGAGUUUAUGCUGCUGGAAGAGGACCUGUCGGACAUCAUCGCCGACGUGCACGAUCUCGCCAAGUUCACCCAGCUCAACUACACCGGCUUCCAGAAGAUCAUCAAGAAGCAUGACAAGAUGACGCAUUGGCAUCUGAAGCCCGUAUUUGCCGCUCGCCUCAACGCCCGCCCCUUCUUUAAGGACGACUACGAUGAGACGGUGGUGAAGCUUUCCCGCUUAUACGAUCAGGUGCGCACGCGAGGCAAUCCCACCAAAGGCGACUCCUCCGCCGGCGGCAAGCAGCAGAACUUUGUGCGCCAGACGACCAAGUACUGGGUGCAUCCGGACAACAUCACCGAGCUGAAGCUCAUUAUCCUCAAGCACCUUCCUGUCCUGGUCUUCAAUCCCAGCAAGGAAUUCGACAAGAAGGACUCCGCCAUUACUUCCAUCUACUACGACAAUACCGACACAUGGGAACUCUACGAAGGUCGACUGAAGAAGUCCGAAGGCGCCGAAGCUAUCCGUCUCCGAUGGUACGGUGGGAUGGACAGCGACACCAUCUUUGUGGAGAGGAAGACGCAUCGAGAAGACUGGACGGGGGAGAAGUCGGUCAAGGCUCGCUUUUCGCUGAAAGAGAAGAAUGUCAACGCUUUCCUUCGCGGCGAGAUGACGACCGCACAAGCCUUUGAGAAGAUGAGGAGAGAGGGCAAGAAGGGGGAGAAGGAGAUUAACGAUCUCGAACAGCUGGCCAAGGAGAUACAAUUCCGUGUGCUGGACCGUGACCUCGUCCCCGUCUGUCGAUCUUUCUACAACCGAACUGCGUUCCAGCUGCCUGGCGAUGCGCGGGUGCGGAUAUCGCUCGACACUGAGCUCACCAUGGUUCGAGAAGACAAUCUUGACGGCCGACAAAGAGCAGGCAAGAACUGGCGGCGAAUGGAUAUUGGAAUCGACUGGCCGUUCAACCAGUUGCCCGCUCAAGAUGCCGAACGUUUCCCAUACGGUGUGCUAGAAGUCAAGAUCCAGACUGCCGCUGGCCAAGAACCGCCCGAGUGGAUUCGCGAGCUCACUUCUUCCCAUCUUGUCGAGGCGGUGCCGAAAUUCUCAAAGUUCAUCCACGGCUGCGCUACCCUCUUCCCCGACCGUAUCGAUCUUCUCCCCUUCUGGUUUCCCCAGAUGGACGCCGAUAUUCGCAAGCCAGUCACACAUGGAUUUGGGAUUGAAAGGCCGGGUCAAAGCACGGAUACCAGCACAAGCAUAGAUGUGGAUGAUGACACUGACGAUGAGGUGGCCGGUGAUGACGACGAGCGGACACUACGAGCGCACGAGGAGGAUGACGAGAAUGUGCACAGACUGCGAGCAGCGCGCGACGCCCUCGAGCAACACGAGCAAGAAAGGCGCAUGGCAGACGUGAACGGCGGGGAUGGACCCAACGUCCUCGACGAAGAGGAGCGAAUGGAAGCCAAGCCCAUCGCCUCCAUCGACGACGACUACCCACUCUACGACUCCGAAGACGAAGAGGAGGCCCUCGCGGAAGCCAAACGCAUCGGCGGCUGGCGCUACCAAUGGAAGCUCGUCCAGACCUACGCCAGCAUCGCCGGCGACAAACUCCUCUACACUCUCAAACUCGCCACGCCGUUUCCCAAGCCCACGCAAAUUCCUGUGCGAGAGGGCCGCUUUGGCCUGCCGAGCGCGGACAAGGUGCAGCAGAAACGCUUCAAGGCUCCGAAGGGCAAGAAGAUCCACGUGCCGGUGAGAGUGGAGCCGAAGGUCUCCUUUGCCGCCGAGCGCACAUUCCUCUCAUGGCUCGAAUUCUCCAUCAUCCUCGGCUCCAUCGCGGCGACACUGCUCAACUUCGGCGACGACAUCUCCAUGGCCUCCGCCUGGGCCUUCACGGCCGUCGCCCUCGUCGCCCUCUUCUACAGCAUGGGCGUCUUCCUGUGGCGCGUGGACCGCAUCAAGAAGAAGCGUGCCGUCUCCUACCACGACAAGUGGGGCCCGAGUUUUCUGUGUCUGGGACUGGUCAUUGCCGUGGGCAUUAGUUUUGGGUAUCGCUUCAAGUAUGGCGGGGAGGGGGGAUUGAAGGGGGACUUGAAGGGGUGAUGUUGUAUUGUACAAAUGGUCGAGUCUUGAGGACAAUGGGGUGACGUUGUACUGUACGGAGUGUAGGGUUUUAAAAGAACACUGGCUUUGUUGUGCAUACCUUAGGUACUUCACGUGUUGAACUAGAUACCACAUCGGUCAGCAGACUUACAAUAUAUUCAGCCAUUAGAUUAAACUCG